AUGGAAGUGGCUGUAAGAGACACACCUGCGCUGAUGGCACUCGAAGAACCCAUAGAUGCACAGGCAUCAGAUUCUUCAAACACACCAGAUAGUGUUAAUCGAUCGGGUGGUAGUAUUGAUGUUACUAACUGCAGAAUAAGAGUGGAGAGGCGCAAUACAAUUGGUUUUAAAUGUGACAAAGAUUGCACAUCACAGCCUGGAACCACCCAACAACCUGUUGACAAUGUUGAACCUUAUCAACUGGAUCAGCGAUAUGAAGAUCCCCUUGCAGAAGUCCAUCAGUGUAGCUCACUGCGUCGAGGAUCUCAUCUAAUGGCUUCAGAGCUUCUUAGGGACGUGAAGUCUCCUACAGGUCUUGAGGGAGACUCCAGCAUGAGUACUGAUAAAAAUGUCGAUGAUUUAUUGAGGUCUGACAUUUUGUCUAAUAAGAAGUCUGUGGCUGACCUUGGAGGUGAAUCGGAGGCUUUUGAUGAUGCUGAUGCAGCUGAAGCGCGCUGGGAGCCACAGAAUGAUCUCGCAUGGGGCGACAACCGAGUUCAGCAAGGUUCUGUGGAACUCAGUUCUGGUGUAGCACUGUCGUUGCGAAAACUCGAAGGCAAGGAUCAGUCCAAACAGGGGCGUGGGGAACUCUUCAAGCCAUUUGAUGGAACGACAGGUACUGGGAUUUUUGACCAGGGCAGCGGAUCCAGCUCUACUAUGAUAUUUGUUGGCAGCCAUGGAGUCGAUGGCACACAACACGUGCAAACGGCUGGCAGUGUUGAUGCUAUUCGAAGGCUUAGUGCUGCACACAUAAGCUCUACUUCGCACAACUCAACCAUUUCUAAGCAUGGGAGUUACGAAAUGGGUUUUGCUGAGGAGUCUAAUGAGAGACCCAAACUUCAGCUAAAUGCCUAUAGUGGAGACAGCGGCAAUCCAAGUAUAACUUCGUGGGAUUCAUCGAAGCAGCCCUCUGAAACGCAGCAGGACUUCCAAGAUGAAGCUCUCGAAGACCGACGGCGAGACAAAUUGCUGCUAAUAUGGGUGGGCACGUUUGCAUUGGCGAUGGCCGUAGCGUUCCUAUGCCUCGGUACCUUCGCCAUCCUAGCCGGCAAAAGCCCAGAGGAAAGUCCUGAUACGCACAUUGCCGUGUGUGAGACAGCAGAAUGGGGCGAGUGGACCGUUUGUCCCACCGCCUGCGGAAAGAGCGAGCAGAUAAGGACAAGAGCAAUAAAGGCUGCUCCAGGAGAAGUUUCAAGCUGUCCAUCAACUCAUGAAAAACGCACCUGCAAUGGCGCGUGUAUGACUUUCGUGUUAACCAGAGAAGCUUCCACUCACACAACGAGCUUGAGUAAAGAAGUACUUAUCUCUCAGAGUUUCACAAUCCGAAGCGCGAUUAGUGAGGCUCUACGCAUUAGCGAAAACCGCAUUACGCUUUCUGGUCUUGGCCUGGAUUCAACAACAGGGACAAAGUAUUGGCGCGUCCAAUUCGUUUUCCUUGUAGACAAGAGCCUUGCGAACUCAAACCCCGAUGCGGAUCUUGGCCAAGACCCUCAACGCACUAUUGCACUCGAGACCAUUACAGAGCCUGUGGAUAUGUGCAUUCUACUGGGGCCCGAUGCACCAAGUACCUGCAGCUGCAAAGUAUCUGAAUGGUCAGAAUGGACCGUUUGCGAUCAACGUUGCACUACACUGCGGUCUUCAAGAACGAGAACAGUUCUCAAUAUAAAUGAACUUUCUACUCAUGCAUCAUGCCCGACGUUGCAAGAAGAAAGAAGCUGCACAGGCCAAACGAGGCUGUACUCGUUCAAUCUGCCUGCUGGAUUGAAUUUGGGAAGUCAGGAAGAUGCUGAGAAUCGUUUAAGCAUUUGUGCCGAUGCCGUUCGAGGCGAACUCCCAAGUAUGGGUAAUGUGGUCUUCGAUGAUCAGAUGCUCUCCAUUUCGGCGCCGGAAUAUUCGCGCUUUGUCGAAAAUGACACAAUUCAUGGGCUUUGGAAGUUCUCAGUGCUCCUGGAGCCUCACAUUAGUACAGAGGAAGCCGCGGAAAAUCUGGAUGAGGCAAUGCAAAAUUCGGAAUCUAACCUCUUCAACGCUGUUGCAGAGUGCAUGGCAACCACAGAUGUGUCAUCAUUUGUUCCGUUGCCCAGUAUUGCCGUAUCUCCGGGUAAGAUGCUCCCUGCUUAG
Molecule: messenger RNA, 2160 nt
Organism: Cyclospora cayetanensis
Lineage: Eukaryota; Apicomplexa; Conoidasida; Eucoccidiorida; Eimeriidae
Exons: 11
Coding region: 1-2160 (719 amino acids)
Source: RefSeq, a predicted model, not a curated record